Staurois parvus is the source of this 414-nucleotide messenger RNA. NCBI's taxonomy places the organism in Eukaryota, Metazoa, Chordata, Amphibia, Anura, Ranidae. The record is from the annotation of a GenBank genome assembly.
ACCGUGAUAGGUUGCCACCUGUGCAAUAAGUCCAUCCGUGAAAUUUCCCUGCUACUAAAUACUCUACGGUCAACUGUUAGUGGUAAUAUAACAACAGCAACUCAGCUGCAAAGUGGUAGGCCAUGUAAAAUGACAGAGCGGGGUCAGCGCAUGCUGAAGCGCACAGUACGCAGAAGUCGCCAACCGUCUGCACAGUCAAUAGCUAAAGACCUCCAAACUUCGUGUAGCCUUCAGACUAGCACAACAACAGUGCAUAGAAAGCUUCAUGGAAUGGGUCUCCAUGGCUGAGCAGCUGCAUCCAAGCCUUACAUCACCAGGUGCAAAGCGAAGCGUCGGAUGCAGUGGUGUAAAGCACGCUGCCUCUAGACUCUACAGCAGAUACUUGCCUGACUGCAUUGUGCCAAGUGUAAAGUU